Heterotrigona itama is the source of this 634-nucleotide messenger RNA. The record is from the annotation of a GenBank genome assembly. Lineage: Eukaryota; Metazoa; Arthropoda; Insecta; Hymenoptera; Apidae.
AUGCCACGGCCGAAGUCGUCGUUGCCGUUGCCGUUGCCGUUGCCGUUGCCGUUGUCGUUGUCGUUGUCGUCGUCAUCGUAUCCGUCGCUCGCCGUUGUCAACUUGGAGCGCGUUAGCUGGCCCCACGGGCGACUCACCAUAUUUUAUUGUCGCGUUUGCCGACGCUAACCGCUGGUGUACGGCUCCGUGCCCGAUCUACGAAGAUGCCGACCUGACUCGACCGAGAGAAAGGAAGGGAAGAGAAGAGAAGAGAAGAGAAGAAAAGAGAAGAGAAGAGAAGCGAAGUACACAGAACACUCGGCCUACUAGUAGAGUGCGGUACGAAUUCGCGUGGGUACGCGAGGUGCUGCCGGUAGUGGCAUCAUCAGCCACCAGCAGAGGUGGCACCAGCUCCCCCACCACACCGCGCGACGUGCCGGCCUGGACCCUCCCACCCAACUUACGGAUUUCGAUUGCGUUGUUCGCUCGUUCGACCGAACGCGCUACUUACAACCCACCGUCGGAUUUACCAUCGCCUAUUUACAUUCCCCGUGAACGACACACACCGAUCAACAUCAUCGGAUGUCAGUGUGAUGAUUUGAAGAAGUGCGCGUGUGGAUCGUGCUCGACGGACGAUCGAAAUAUAUAUCUAUAG